Messenger RNA from Cavenderia fasciculata, 1113 nucleotides. RefSeq lists its product as uncharacterized. The transcript has a single exon. The coding region runs from base 1 to 1113 and encodes 370 amino acids. The record is from RefSeq and is a predicted model, not a curated record. NCBI's taxonomy places the organism in Eukaryota, Evosea, Eumycetozoa, Acytosteliales, Cavenderiaceae.
AUGGGUUUUGAAGAAGAAUCACAACAACAACAACAAUUAUCACAACCGUCAUCUGAUAACAAUAAUGAACAACAACAACAACAACAAGGUGGAGAUGUAUUAUUAUUAGCAAGAAUUAAACAAUUGGAAGGUCAAUUACAAGUAAUGCAAUCGACUAUUCAAAAUUUGGUUCAAUCUGCUCAACCCCAAAUUCCAAAUCUUGUUCAACAAAUGGAAAAGAUUGGUUUGGAUGGUAGUUUACCCAGUGCUCCUGCUCCUGCUCCUGCUCCUGCUACUGGUGGUGCCAUUCCUGUUCAUGUUUCUGUUGAUCCAAACAACAAUAACAACAACAUCAACAACUUUCCUCCUCAUCCUCCUCAAUCAGCUGAACCACCACGUGAAUACUUUACUUUAAGCAAGGCUGAUCGAAAGAGAUUGUAUUCAAAGGACCAAAGAAGACAUUACAAAAAGAUGGCCAAGAGAGAUAAAAAGAUCUUCAAGGUUGACAAGAAGCUGGAAAAGGGAUUUGGCAAGAUCCACAAAAAGGAGGAAAAGAUCAAGCACAUUUACAACCGUUAUGUUGAAAAGAUCAACAAGAAGCAAAGAAAGUAUGGUGGUGUUUCUGAUUUACAUCCAGUCAUGACUUUUGAAGAGUUUCAAUUAAAGAUGCAACAUCGUCAUGGUCAUGGUCAACACGGAGGUCAUCACGGUCAUGGUCACGGUCCACAUGGAGGUCAUCACGGUCACGGCGGUCAUCAUGGACACGGCCCACACGGAGGUCACGGUCCACAUGGACAUCACGAACACCACAGCGGUCAUCAUGGACAUGGCCCACAUGGAGGUCAUCACGGUCACGGUCCACAUGGACACCACGAACAUGGCCCACACGGAGGUCAUCAUGGACACGGUCCACAUGGAGGUCACCAUGAACAUGGUCCACAUGGUCAUCCAGGUCAUCACCAUGGUCACCAUGAACAUGGUCAACAUGGUCAUCAUGGUCAUCAUCAUCAUGAGCAACAACCAGCUGGUGGAUACCACUUCCAACAACACACAGCUGCUCCCUUUAGACACGUUGAAGUACCUGUUGCAACAACUGCCAUCCCAACAACCUCUUGUGCUGGCCAGCAACAGUAG